AUGUCUCCAAUAUUGCUGGAUUCCCAAGACGUGCCAGUGUCUAAUCAGGUUUCCGUAAUCCCACAAUUCAAUAUCAUUCCUGCUAUUGAGCCAUUUUCUCCUGUCAGUGAAACAACAGUCAGUACUCCUAUUAGCCACAGUGAGGACACGUGGAAUGAAGUACAAGAUGAAGGAUCAAAUGAAAUGGAUGAUGGACCCGAGUACUUGGCUAUUGGGAACCUAGGGCGGAGGGAUUGCAGUUCAAGCCAGUGCAGUGGUACCUCCUCUGGUUCUGGGUGUGCAAAGCCACCAGGUAAACCUACAAAACAAGUUCCUACCAUUAGCUGCAGUACCACUCUGCUGGCUCUCCCAAGACGUUCCAGUUUCUCUGAGGCUGAGACCCUGGAACGACACGGCAGUUUCAAGAAGAGCCAUGUUCGUUCCCAUUCUGACACAGGUUUAGCAGCUGCAAGGACAUCGCGGACAGGAGACAUCCGAGAAAUCACUCUUAUAGUGGAGGAUCCAGUGGAAGAAUCCCAGGCAGAUGUCCCAAACAUGAAGGAAUAUGGCCCGUUCUCAGCUCAGAGUAGUGAGGUCAGCACUCCGAGCUCACCGUACAUGGAAGGUGAAGGUGUGAAGUAUAUAAGCAGCUCUGAUGGACUGUUCCGUCGUCCCUCCCAAGGCCAGUCACUGAUCAGCUACCUGUCUGAGCAGGAUUUUGGAAGUUGUGCUGAUUUGGAAAAGGAGAACGCUCAUUUCAGUAUCUCAGAGUCGCUGAUUGCUGCCAUUGAGCUGAUGAAGUGUAAUCUAAUGAAGAAGCAAAUGGAGGACGACGACGAGGACAGUGACAAGGAAAUACAGGAGCUCAAACAGAAAAUUCGCAUUCGACGUCAGCAGAUCCGGAACAAGAAAUUCCCGCCGGGAAUCCAGGAUGCCGAGUCUGACACCUUUACCACCACUGAGAGCGGGUCUCCCAUCAGCUCACACGGCUCUGCACCUCUGACUGAUUCAGGAUCCACAGAUGGAGUGGAUGAAUUUGAGCUAAAAGAUGGUAUUGAUGAGUCAAAUCUCAUUCAUAUGUCUGCGAAUGGGCUCUCAACAUCAAUGGCAUCCUUGUUUUCAGAUGCAGAUAUAAAGAGGAGUGUGGCUUCAAGCAACAAGUCUAGGAUGAAUUCCGCACCCAUCUCAUUCUCAUUUCUUCAUUCAAACUCGGCUGAAGCUGUUGCCAUGGGCCUUCUGAGGCAGUUUGAGGGGAUGCAGCUUCCGGCUGCUUCUGAGCUGGACUGGCUGGUUCCAGAACACGAUGCUCCUCAGAAGCUUUUGCCAAUUCCGGACUCCUUUCCAGUGUCCCCUGAUGACGGGGAACAUGCUGACAUUUACAAAUUACGGAUCCGGGUCCGAGGAAAUCUGGAAUGGGCGCCACCUCGACCACAAAUCAUCUUCAACAUUCACCCAUCGCCCAAGAGGAAGGUGGUCGUAGCCAAACAGAAUUACCGCUGUGCAGGAUGUGGCAUCCGAGUGGAGCCAGACUAUAUCAAGAGGUUGCGCUACUGCGAGUACCUGGGCAAGUAUUUCUGUCAGUGUUGCCACGAGAAUGCCCAGGCAAUUGUUCCAAGCCGAAUCAUGCGGAAAUGGGAUUUCAGCAAGUAUUACGUCAGUAACUUUUCCAAGGAUUUGUUGAGUAAGAUCUGGAAUGAUCCGCUUUUUAAUGUUCAGGACAUCAACAGUGCUUUAUAUCGCAAAGUGAAAUCCCUGGAUCAAGUCAGAAUGCUGAGAAUUCAGUUGGUUCACAUGAAGAAUCUGUUCAAGACGUGUCGGUUGGCAAAGACUCUCCUUGAUACCUUUGACACAGAACCUGGCCACCUUACUGAGGACCUCCACCUGUAUUCGUUGAAUGACCUGACAGCGGUAAAGAAAGGGGAGCUGACUGGUAGGCUCAGGGAGCUGGUGAAGACUGGAUUGGCACAUGUGGCGAAGUGUGUGCUUUGUCAAGCAAAAGGCUUCAUCUGUGAGUUCUGCAGUGACGACACUGACAUCAUCUUCCCUUUUGAGCUGAACAAAUGCAAGCGUUGUGAAGAAUGUAAAGCGUGUUAUCACAAAUCCUGUUUCACGUCCGAUCAGUGUCCUCGGUGUGAGAGGUUGCAAGCUCGGAGAGAACUGCUUGCCAGACAAAACACUGAACUAUACUUUUCCGAUCCAGAAGACGCACCCAGAAAGCAGCGAUUGUGACUCGUGAGAGGAGGUUAUAGACCAUUUGAAUGUUUGAAGUUCAAUUUAUUUUGAUGCACUAUCUCUAUAUGGGAGUUUGUAUUAGUCUUUCUGUCCUCUGUGUGCUAUAAUGAAGAUGCAAUCUGUAUUGCCAGAUGCAGACACCUUGGCAAGUGCUCCUUCUUGUGCUGAUGAAUGUUAAUAAUUUACUUGUCCAUCCUGGCUGCUUAAUGAGUUUAUUUAGAAGAGUGAUAUUGCCUACUUUGCUUCAUUUCAUUGAGGCUGGACUGAGGAGCAAACCGUAAUAGCAAUCACUUGCUGGCCUGUUGCAAUAGGUUUCUGUCCUGCCCUGAUUACGUCACAUGCUUUCAAUUAGCUAAAUCUUCAAUGUGUCUCCACUCUUUUCACUCCCUCCAUCCACUUUCCUCCAUCUUGUCUUUCUCCUCAUCUGUGUCCUAUUUAUCCUGGAUGAAGGAGGAUAUGUUCAACAUUGAAGUCAUGGCGGGUAAAUAAAGAGCAAUUUUAAGUUAUAAAGGCAGUAAAGUAAUUCUCUGCCUCUAGUAUUGUGUACUCUUGUUGCUUUUAGCUGAUAUUGUGACUGAUGCCCAAUAUUGCUUGGUUCAGGUGCAGCACUAUAGUUUAUGCUACACUGGCCUCACCUGGUGUUUUGAGGGCAGGAACCACAGGGAUAAUGAUGUCAUUAUAUCAAUUAAUUUAUUUUAAAAAAUCCUUUAAAAACCAUGUUUGAAUAUGCAGGUUCUGCUCCAUGGUGCUGAUUAGUAUAUUGCCACCCUGUUAAGAGUUAGUGUAACGUACCUCAGGCAGUCAAUGAGGCCUGCAGAAGGAGUUUGUUGUAAACUUAGCCUUUGUUGGUCUGAGAAUGGGGCGGGUGCUGCCAUUUAAGAAUCAAAUACUAUAUAUGAUUGAAAAGAAACCAUUGCUGUGUCCUGGUCAUUACUGCCUCUAAGCGCUGAACCAUCAAAGCGCCACAUUGUAAGAGAUCCGGGGUGCUUGUGUCUUGUACAGUUAUUUUAUCAAGGCCAUUUGAUUGUACUUCCCCCAGUGGUUUAAUUGGAAAGCCACUGUAUAGUUGAAACCGAGUCACACAGGCGGUCACGUCCCAGGGUCAGUCUCCAGUCUAUGCUGGAAGCUAUAUUCGGCCUUGCUUCCUUAAGGUUAGGGAGGGAAAAGUCAGUCAGGGAUCCUGCUCCUGAUCCCUUUCCUUGUGACCUCUAUAAAAAGUGGAUAUACUGAGGUGACGGAAGGAUUAAACUCGAUUGAUGCGCCCAACUUCAUAUAGUUUGUUAGCAUUUGAUUCCGGGCUUGCAUGCAAAGACUGGUCACUUAGGUGAAGCAGCCUUAAAACUGUAAAAGCUUUCAGGAUAGUUGAAG
Messenger RNA from Callorhinchus milii (elephant shark), 3579 nucleotides. RefSeq names its product run domain Beclin-1-interacting and cysteine-rich domain-containing protein-like. The transcript is spliced from 16 exons. Gene Ontology annotation, molecular function: phosphatidylinositol phosphate binding. Gene Ontology annotation, biological process: negative regulation of autophagosome maturation; negative regulation of endocytosis. The record is from RefSeq and is a predicted model, not a curated record. The coding region runs from base 1 to 2208 and encodes 735 amino acids. Gene Ontology annotation, cellular component: early endosome; late endosome. Lineage: Eukaryota; Metazoa; Chordata; Chondrichthyes; Chimaeriformes; Callorhinchidae.